UUGUCUGAUGGCUGAGUAAGCGUGGACCUGCGUUCUGGUUUUGUUGCUUUCAAGAGUUACACUAUACGCGCGCGGUGUCGAGCUGGACACACGUUUUUCCCCCCGUCCGUCCGUUCGUUCGUCGCUAUUACAUCCGAGUGAAGAAUUUAUUACUGGCUCAUUCAGUGUUUGUGUUACAUUGGCGACUCUCGUCAAGGAAGUGUUCGAUUCCAGUGCAGUGCAGUGCGGAAUGACGGCGAUCACGUUGGAUUUUCAAACGCGUCAACCAGUGUGGCACCCGAAAGCCAAUUAUUCGAAUUAUUAAAUUUUUCAAAAUCAAAUCUUUCAAAGAAGACGGGAUACCAAAAUGUCAACAUGAAAAUCGUUUGGCAGUCUGGUCUUUUUUUGUUGACUCUCUUGGCCACUGCGGCCGAGGCUAAACCCAUCGCACCGCGGGACUCGACUCCCCUGGCCGAUGUCGUCACACCAACUCGCCUGGUUCAAACGAUUCAAAAUUACAUGCCAGAAGUCUUGGUAUUGGUGGAACUUGUCAAAAAAGACGAUGGAAGUCAAACGAAUCAAAAAGAGUGGGCCCAGCCGCACGUCCUUUGGGUUGUCCAGCAGGACGACGGACCCGCGGAGAACGGCAAGGAUCUAGCGACAUCCGAUCCCAACAUUCUACUGAUGGUGGAAAAUUUCCAAUUGAAUCAACAGUGGUCAGAGUCCAGUGUAGCACCUCGACUGGCCCGUGAUAUGAGCCGGGAUGCUGAGCCGGACGAGCCCUCAGAUCCAGAGUACAUGGAGACGGGCACUUCGCGCGGCAAUUACUACGAUGUAUACAUUGUUCCUCGACGCAGUCGGGCACCUGAAGCACGUCCUCCACCCACGUUACUUUUACCCCCUCCGUCGUACAUGCAUACGGCUACACCUAGACAUUACAAUGCUGCCGAAUACAACGGCCAAAGCAACAGAGUCUCCGGCAGAAGUAUCAAUUCGCCCAUCGCGUCUCCCAAUCAACACAACGACGACGACGAUCCUCCCGAUUUUCUCUCGACGCUGGUCACCCUUCCGCAAGUGUGGAUGCACGACUUGAGCCACAUGAUUAUCCAGCCUCUGCGGAAACCGUCUUCCGGCGAACGAGACAGCUUCGAAUAUUUCGGAAUGGUUGGCAAGGCGCCCUUUAUUCAAUGUCCGCUCGGCUUUAAGAAAAGCUCUUUAGGAACAUGUCGUCCGGUAUUCCGGAGUCGCAGGAAUUAUCCAAUGAGCAGCGCUCAGGAGCCAGACAAUUUAGAGAUCGAGUCAACCACCACCACGACGACUACCGUGGCGACAACAACGACCGUUGAGGAGAACGCGACCGCUACCUCUACCAGUUCGCAUUAUAAAUAACUGGUUUAUACGUUAUACAAGUUGGAUCAUCGUUUUACAUUUACGUCAACACGCUGUUACAUAUUUUCGAUUUUUUAUCACCCGCUUUUACUAUACUUAUGGUCAAUUUCGGUCAUUUCUUUUCAGUGUACGUAUCUUAUAACCGAAAUAUUUUGCAAAAAGGCUGAAAUUGUUCCAUUCCGAUAAAAUGACGAGUGUCGACACUUUUAAAAAAGGAGCAAUCAAAUCAGGGGAGGCCUACCUUGGCUUUCGUGAGAAGUUUUCCCAAGCCCCAAAACGUUCCUCCGCCCGUUGCCGUUCCACCGAUCCGUUCGUAUCGAUCUUCUGCUUCCACCUGUUUACGUGCAGAAGGGACAGAAUAAUGAGUUUAAAUGUGAUGGACAUGCGAAAAGAAAAGAAAGGAAAAAAAACCUUCAUGAUGCUGACACCGGAGCCAAUAUUGACGAGAAGAUAAGGGAAAAUACACGGAUCAACGUUCGGGAAACGGUAUUCGGGAUUCCCGUGGCGUUGGUAAAUAAAUA
Molecule: messenger RNA, 1889 nt
Organism: Daphnia pulex (common water flea)
Lineage: Eukaryota; Metazoa; Arthropoda; Branchiopoda; Diplostraca; Daphniidae
Exons: 2
Coding region: 355-1368 (337 amino acids)
Source: RefSeq, a predicted model, not a curated record